UCCCAACUUCCCUCAUCGAAAUGGCUAAUGGGUCAGUCGGACGUGCUUUUUUCGAGCGUCACAGCGUGCUCUUUUUCCCUGGAUUCGACACUAUCGGUGUUUUGUUGAUGGAAGAGAAAAGUCAAGAAUUAGCCGCUCAUCUGAACAGCGGCAGGCCAACGAACAUUCGACGUCCAAUUACAUAUCCAUGCACAGUCGUCAACCGUGUAAACUCGCGGAAGGUCAAGAUCCAGCCCCAUAUUGGAUCGUCAGACGAUGGUGUUUAUUUGAAGCUCUCAGAUAUCCAAAGGUUGGGUUUGAACGACACGGGCUAUACCGUUGUCACUCGUCAAGGGCCGUGUAAAGUAUAUUCUGGUGUGACAUUCUUCUUCCAGAAUGACUACAACAAUGGCAUCUUUCGCUACCAUGUACCCAAUAUCCUCGGCCUCGUGGCAGAUACUGUCCACUCUGACGCCACGUUCAACACGAGGAAAGAGGGAAUCAUUGGAAUACCACGGAUAGAUAAACACCUCGUGUUCAUACACCACAGUGAUGUAUACAUAAUCCAUCUCUCUGCCCUUUCUUCGCUCGCCCAAUACUUCACAAAUAUGGUUCCCCUCUCCGAUGUCGCAUUCGAUAGCGCACUGCGUCCUCAAUUCCCGUCCACCGGGACGUACGUGGCCGACUUUUCAAGUGUCUAUAGCACAGCGCUUGCGUGUCAAGCACCGCCUUACAACGUCUUUCGACAGAAUAUGACCAUCCCUUCAUUUUGCUUCUACGAGGCAUGCAGGACAUGCCACAAACGGGAGGGGAUCAGUUGCAAGUUACGUAUUUGUUCGCAGUGUAAGAAGGAGGGCAGGAAGAUGCGUGCUUUGUACUGCGGAGAGGCGUGCCAGCGGGCAGACUGGCAGAGACAUAAGGCUGAGCAUGCGGGAACACAGCCUUGGGACGUAAAUAGCCGCCCUGAUAUAGUCGUUGUUCCCCGACUGCCGAUGAGGAUGGGAUGAGAUGUGUUACAUUCUGCUUGUACUUAGCUAUGGUCAGGUUUAUAAUUUCUCUCUUACACCGCUACUAGGUUUCACUGGAGCACUGACGCGAUGCGUAAUAGUGCCAAUCCUUCUGUCAUACCCUCUGUAUUUAUUACCACAGAGCUACCUGGAGUAGUUCUGUGCUCUUCGUAGAAGACGUGCGAUGAAGUCUUGGUGACUGCUCCUUUGCUUCUCCGUCUUUCAUUUCGAGGAUGUGUCCUUUCUCCUUUCACUAAUAGAGAAAACCAUAGCAGCCAGGAGUACUUACGUUUAGACUUUGCAAUAUCAAAUCCAAUCUUGUGCUUGAGAUCUCGCCCUCGUAUUCAG
Messenger RNA from Desarmillaria tabescens, 1334 nucleotides. RefSeq lists its product as uncharacterized. The transcript is spliced from 4 exons. The record is from RefSeq and is a predicted model, not a curated record. Lineage: Eukaryota; Fungi; Basidiomycota; Agaricomycetes; Agaricales; Physalacriaceae. Bases 21 to 986 code for a protein of 321 amino acids.